Messenger RNA from Linum tenue, 1205 nucleotides. The record is from the annotation of a GenBank genome assembly. Lineage: Eukaryota; Viridiplantae; Streptophyta; Magnoliopsida; Malpighiales; Linaceae.
AUGGCAAGACAAUGGAAUUCCCAUCCACUUCUCGUAACGUUCUGCCUAUUGGCGCUCUGGUUCGGAAAGAAGCAAUGGGUUAUCGGCGAGCCGGUAGCUCCCUGCUUUUUCAUCUUCGGGGACUCGUUGGUUGACGGCGGGAAUAACAACUUUCUCAACACCGCAGCUAAAGUCGAUUACCUCCCUUACGGCGUCGAUUUCCCCGGCGGCCCCACCGGCCGAUUCUCCAACGGCAAAACCGUGGCUGAUGUGAUCAGUGAGUCAGAAUUCGGAUUAGUUAAAACGUUUAAACCUACAGCUGAACGACUGGGACUUCCCAACUACAUCCCAGCAUUUGCAUCGGCGAUUCCGGCGACGGGGCUGCUCCAAGGUGUGAACUACGCUUCUGGAUCGGCCGGAAUCCUCGUCGAGACCGGCAAAUUUCAGGGAAACAACAUAGAUCUGAGCAAGCAGUUGAGCAAUCACCAAGUGACGGUGUCACGUUUCGGGGAAGUGUUGGGAAACGAGGAGGCCGUUUCGAAUCGGCUGAAGCAGUGCCUGUACUAUGUCAAUAUUGGGAGCAACGACUACAUCAACAACUAUUUCCUUCCCCAGUUCUCCAACGCCAGCAAGGAGUACUCGCCGGGCAUAUUCGCCUUCCGUCUCGUGGGCCGAUACUACGAGCAGAUCAAGACGCUUUACAACUUGGGAGCAAGGAAGAUAGCUUUGGCCGGGAUUUCAAAAAUCGGAUGCACCCCCUUCGCCAAGACAAUCGCCGGCAGAAAAGGCUGCGUGGAUUCCCAGAACGAAGCCGUCGUCCCUUUCAACAAACUUCUCAGAGACCUCGCUGGCAGACUUAACCAAGAUUUCCCUGACGCCAAAUUCGUCUACCUCGACACCAUGGCCGCUACCGACCUUCUUCUCCGAUCUCUUCCAAACACGCAGGAGCCCUGCUGCCAAGUGCAGACCGUAGGCCUUUGCAUCCCCAAUGGAACAUUCUGCGAUCAGAGGGAUACAUAUGUUUACUGGGACGCCUUCCAUCCAACCCAAGCCGCCAAUUAUAUCGUCGGUCCAUUUCUCUACCAGACUUUGAAACAGAUCUUGUAGCAUGUGAAACGUUUUACAAGUAGGAAUCUAGGAACUGAUGAAUUGGGGUUUCAAUCAAUGCUUCACAGUUGAAGACAAUGGGUUCUAAUAAAGAUGGCUUGAUUCUUUUUUAACUUCCA